Drechmeria coniospora is the source of this 4074-nucleotide messenger RNA. RefSeq lists its product as uncharacterized. Gene Ontology annotation, cellular component: plasma membrane; exocyst. Gene Ontology annotation, biological process: exocytosis; Golgi to plasma membrane transport. Gene Ontology annotation, molecular function: phosphatidylinositol-4,5-bisphosphate binding. Bases 1 to 4074 code for a protein of 1357 amino acids. The record is from RefSeq and is a predicted model, not a curated record. NCBI's taxonomy places the organism in Eukaryota, Fungi, Ascomycota, Sordariomycetes, Hypocreales, Ophiocordycipitaceae. The transcript has 4 exons.
AUGGACCGCGCGAAUGGACCUGGCGCGGCCGCCACCCGGGCGGAACGGUUCGAAGAUGAGAAGCGCCGUAUCAUCGAAACAUGCUUCAACAAAACGGACGUGGACGGAUCGCUGCUCGAGACGUACAUCACUCACAUUCGCAUCACCGAAUACUCUACCCAUCCCUCGACACCACCGCCUCCCCACGCACGAACGCCCGAAGCCGAGAAGCCGCGGGUGAUCAUCGUCGCCGUCCGGAAGUCGGGCCGCGUCCGCAUGCACAAGUCGAAGGAGAAUCCCUCCGGCAGCUUCUCCAUCGGCAAAUCCUGGAACCUCGACGACCUCACCCGCAUCGACUCCUACACCGGUCCGCAGGUGAGUCCGGAUAACCGGGCAUGGGGCGCCGACACGGGCUUUCUCGUCACCCUCGGGAAGCCGUACUACUGGCAGUCCCAGACGGAAAAGGAAAAAAAGUUCUUCAUCGCAAGCUUGAUCAAGAUCUAUGGCAAAUACACGGGUGGCCACGUGCCCGAGCUCAUCGGCUUCGAUCAGAAGGAGCUCGAUCAAGUGCUCGGCGCCGGGAGGCGACAGGCCUCCCGGCCUCCCAUGCCCGAGCCGACGGCCAGUCGGCAGAGCGCCUCCUCGGCCGCAUCGGCUCCUCCCCCCAUGACCAUCCCCCCACCUUCGACGAGCUUGCCCGAGCCGCCGCGACCGCCGAUGCAGCACGCGAACACGGCGGACCCCGUCUCCGGAAGCUUCGAAUCCUCCAUGUCCAGGGUCCCACCACCGACUUCGCGAUGGAAGACCGACAGGAACAGGAGCCAGGACUCGGCCGUCGCCCGUAGCGACGAUGGUUCCAGCUUACCACCUCGCUCCCGCAACGGCCCGACCGGCCCCAGCGCCUUGGCUCGACUGGGGGAGCUGGGGGGGUCGAGGGAGCCGUCCGAACCGGCAGCCGAACCGACCCCUCCCUCCCUCCUGCCGUCGGAUUCUAGGCUCCCGCCCGAGAGGAGAAGACCGCCGAUGGAUCCGUCACGUCCCCAGGACCGUGACUUGGUGCCCCCUCCGCUCAUGAGCCCGACGAAGAAACGGGACGGCUCGGCGCCGCCGCGGAGGAGCACCGAUCGAUCGUCGUCGCAGCGAGAGGACGCCGCCGCCGGCCAGCAGCCCAUCCUCGUGUCCUUGUCCACGUCAUACCCGAGAACGAGAACGAGCUCUGAGUCUCCGAUGGCGGCCAUGUCGACCACGAACGCGACCGACACUCCCGACACGGUCGAGACUCCUUCCGCCGCCGACCUUCCGGACGAAGAAUCGCGCCCGGGCCUCGGACCGAUGAUCAAGUCCAAGAAGUCCAAGUCCGAUGUUGCCGGCGCCUUCUGGAAGGCGGCCUCCACCGCCGCCGCGUUCCGUCCACGCCCCGGCGGCGCCGGGGACCGCCUGCGUCAGGCGGCUCAGACGAUUCAAAAGUCUACCGAAGGCCCCGAUGGCAUCACAGGCGUGGUCCCCGCGCCGCCUAGGCCGGUCUCUCGGGGCCCGGCGGAAGCGGCCACCCCGGCGGAGCUGAACACGAACCCGCUGGAAGCGAAGCUCGCGGCAUCGUCCGCCCAGCGGCCCGACAGCGUCGAGGCGCCUCCCGCCGUGAGGAAGCCGGAGAAGGCUCGCAAGGAGGAGGGGCGUAAGGAGGAGGCCCCCAAGGAAGAAGCCCCCAAGGACGAUCCCCGCAAGGACGAUCCUCGCCGGUCCGUCGUCGUGGGGAACGACGCCAAGUACCUCCAGUCCCUCGGCGUCGACCCGACCAUUCUCGACGGCAGAAGCGAGGAGUUUGGCAAGUGGCUCGACUACUUCGGCUGGGUGCCCGGGGAGCGGAUGCGCCUGCAGACGGUCGACGGCAUCAAGAUGGAUCUCGACCGCGAGCUCAACAAGGCCCAGGCAGGCGGCUGGCUCGCUCGCUUCAAGGAGGAGGACGAGCGGGUAGAUGCCAUCAAGCUCGGCGUCGACAUCGCCAUGGCGGAGUGCGAGGAGAUGGAUAAUCUCCUGACCCUCUACUCGGUCGAACUUUCGACGCUCUCGGACGACAUCGCCUACAUUGAAGCCCAGGGGCAGGGUCUCCAGGUACAGGCGGCGAACCAAAAGCUGCUGAAGAAGGAGCUCGAAUCUCUCCUCGACACGUGCGCCAUCACGUCGACCGAUCUCGAGGCGCUGCGGGUGGCGCCGCUCGAGAGCGUGCGAGGGCUCGAGGACGUCGAGGCCGCGCUUGUGACGCUGUUCAAGGCCAUGUCCAAGAUGGACCCGACGCUAGGGGCCGACGCGAUGCCCGUCGUCGACGCGACGACCGACUCGGAUCGAACGACGGGACUCAACAACUACUACGGUCAGAUGAGAAUCGUGCAGGAGAAGAAGGAGAUGUACCUGCAGGAGAACGCCAUAUUCAUGCGACGGCUCGUCGAGUUCAUGGCCCGUCAGUUCGACGCCGCCUUCGCCGAGACGAGGCGCUCUCUCGAGGCCGCUCUGGCGAAGAAAGUGGACACGUCUCACUACGAUGCCGGACGGGACCUGCUGUGGAAGUACAGCCCGCUGAUGCUCUACGCCCGAGACGCCGACCUGGACAACUGGAACCGGCUCAUGCAGAUCUACCAGGACAUGAGCCAUUCCCUCUACAAGGGUCAGUUUCCGCACAUCGUCGCCCUCUGGCGGCAGAACGCGCGGAAGAUGACGGGCGAGGAAGCCGAGCUGCUCUUCUCGUCGCACGUCGAGAAGCAGCCGGACGGCGUGGCCUCGACGGCGCGGAAGCUGACGGUCAAGAAGAGCCACACGCUGGCUCGGGCGCUGCGUUCGGACGGCGGCAGUCGAACCAUCGUGGACAAGUCGAGCGCGGACUCGAGGAGCUUCCCUUGCGAGAUCUUCUCGGGCGUCAUCGAAGACCUGCUGCCGCUGGCCGAGAUGGAGCAAAACUUCAUCAUCGAUUUCUUCCACGCCACGACGCUCGAGCAGAUCGACUUCCCCGACGCCGCCGCCGCGCGGGCGCCCCGUGAUCGCCGCGGCGGCGACCUGAAGCGGCACCGCCACAUGGAACCGGAUCGGGAUCUCGCUCGCCGCGUGACGCGUUCUAUGGAGGUUGCCUUCGCCUUCCUCGAGCCGGAGCUGCGAAGGCUCAUGGAAUGGGUCGUCGGCCAGGACCCCUUGCAAGGUGUCGGCAUCCUCGCCGUGCUCGAGAGGAAGAUGACGGACAUGAGCCAGUCGAACCAGGAAUACCUCCACACGCUGCUGCAGAAGCUGUACGGCUUCCUCGAAGGCCGCUUCCGCAAGUUCAUCGACGAGCAGAUACGGGCCAUCGAGGAGACCAAGGUCAAGAUCAACAAGCGCAAGGGCGUCAUCGCCUUCAUCCGCGUCUUCCCGCCCUUCAUGACGGCCGUCGAGAACAUGUUCACGGGGCUCGACUCGACGCUGUCGCUGCGGCGGACCAUCAACGGCGAGUACGAUCGCAUCCUGAAGUCCAUGUUCGACUCGCUCAUGGUGAUCGCUCGGGAGAACCCGACGGUCGGCAUCGGCGGCGGCGCGGAUCCGGAGGACAAGGAGGCGCUGAACUUUCACAUCCUCCUCAUCGAGAACAUGAACCACUUCCUCGAGGAGACGGACACCCGCGGGCUCGACGUGCUGGAAAGGUGGAAGGAGCAGGCCGGCAGGGAGUACCACGAGCACAUGGGCCUCUACCUCAACGCCGUGAUGCGCAGGCCUCUGGGCAAACUGCUGGACCAGCUGGAGAACAUCGAGGCGCAGGUGCGGUCGGGCAAGAACCCGGCGGCGAUUGCGGUGCAGCCGUCGAACAACAAGGAGACCUUCAACAAGAUGCUGGGCAGCUACGACUCGAAGGAGGUCCGCAAGGGCGUCGAGGCGCUGCGCAAGAGAGUGGAGAAGCACUUUGGCGACGCCGACGACCCCAACUUGAGCCGCGCCUUGGUGCAGAAGGUGACGAAGGAGUGCGAGGCCUUUUACAACGAGGCGGAGAACCGGAUAGGACGGGUGACGACGGAUGUGUACGGAGGAGACGUUGCGUUCGAGUGGCCGAGGGCGGACGUCAAGCUGGCUUUCCGGUGA